Molecule: messenger RNA, 366 nt
Organism: Aspergillus homomorphus CBS 101889
Lineage: Eukaryota; Fungi; Ascomycota; Eurotiomycetes; Eurotiales; Aspergillaceae
Exons: 2
Coding region: 1-366 (121 amino acids)
Molecular function (GO): iron ion binding; monooxygenase activity; heme binding
Source: RefSeq, a predicted model, not a curated record
AUGGCAGCACCAAGAUACUUCAACGCCCUCGACGACCUCUGCCUCCAUCCCAAAUACACGACCGCUCUACAAGACGAGAUCUACGCCGUAGCCGAAACGAAUCCCCACACACCACCCAAAGAUCUCACCAGCUACCAAGAUCUCACCGGCUACCUCGCCUUGCUCAACGGCUUUCUCAAGGAGUCCGCACGCCUCAAACCCACAGAUUCAAUAUCGUUGCGGCGCAAAGUUCUCCAACCAUUGACCUUGAAUGACGGAACAAGCCUCGCCACGAACGACAUCGCGUGCAUCCCACUCCAGCCCAUCCUUCAAGAACCGGAGACCUACGCCGACCCGCUCACGUUCAACCCUACCGAUUUGUUCUGA